AUGAUUCCACAAUGGGUGUCUAUGCUUGCCUCUAUAGGCAUGGCGGUCGGCCCGCCGCUCGUCUACGCGGACCAAGCGUAUUCUAUCGUUCAAAAACAGGAUGCCACGGGGUUUUCGCGUGAUGUUUGUGCUAUACUGCUGCUAGCGAACAUCACUCGAUGUUUCUUCUGGCUCGGAAACCGGUUUGAACUGGCACUACUCAUACAGUCUGUGCUGAUGAUCCUGGCCCAGCUAGCUUUGCUAUAUAUCUGCAUCCGCUACCGUCCGAAGGCGAGUCCGGAGAACGUAGGCGCAUCUUCGCGGCCUUUCUCCUUCUGGCAAUGGCCAAAGUACACCCAGUAUCUUGAAUUCAUUGUGGGAUUUGUAUUAUGCCAAGCUAUCCUGUUCUUGAUCUUUGGACGCUCAGAAUUCUUCAUCACGAUUCUGGGUUUCGUCGCGUUGGGCUUGGAGAGCACGCUGCCCAUACCACAGCUUAUCAGUAAUCACAAGCAAAGAUCACUAUAUGGGUUCAGGAUGUCAACGCUAGUCGGGUGGUUCGGUGGAGAUUCAUUCAAAACUGUGUAUUUCUUCGUGCAGAAUUCUCCCCUGCAGUUCAAAGUCUGCGCGAUCUUCCAGCUAUCGAUAGACUGCGCCAUUGUGGUGCAACGCAUAAUUUUUGGGAAUGCCGUUCCUGCUACGACGUUGAGGGAGGAAGAUGAUAUCGAGCAGGCCUUGGCCUUGGCGGAGGAAUAA
This is a messenger RNA of Sparassis crispa, 732 nucleotides long. RefSeq lists its product as hypothetical. Gene Ontology annotation, cellular component: endosome; trans-Golgi network. The record is from RefSeq and is a predicted model, not a curated record. Gene Ontology annotation, biological process: phospholipid translocation; retrograde transport, endosome to Golgi. The transcript is spliced from 8 exons. Lineage: Eukaryota; Fungi; Basidiomycota; Agaricomycetes; Polyporales; Sparassidaceae. The coding region runs from base 1 to 732 and encodes 243 amino acids.